Molecule: messenger RNA, 986 nt
Organism: Culicoides brevitarsis
Lineage: Eukaryota; Metazoa; Arthropoda; Insecta; Diptera; Ceratopogonidae
Gene: rdgBbeta
Product: cytoplasmic phosphatidylinositol transfer protein 1
Exons: 4
Coding region: 87-899 (270 amino acids)
Biological process (GO): phospholipid transport
Cellular component (GO): cytoplasm
Molecular function (GO): phosphatidylinositol transfer activity; phosphatidylinositol binding
Source: RefSeq, a predicted model, not a curated record
AUUUGAGAUAUGAAUGUUUACUUUAACUACAAUAAAUAAAUUAAUUUAAGAAAAAAUACUUAACUCAACGUGAUCAUAAGUUAAAAAUGGUUCUCAUUAAAGAAUAUCGUUGUUGCAUGCCGAUUUCAGUCGAGGAAUACAAAGUUGGUCAAUUAUACAUGAUUGCACGACAUUCCUUGGAACAAAGUGAAAAAGGAACUGGAGUGGAAGUUGUGAAAAACGAAGAAUGCGAAGAUGAGGUGCACGGAAAAGGACAGUACACAGAAAAACGGAUUCAUUUGUCAAGUAAACUUCCCUAUUGGAUGCAAGCGAUUUGUCCCCAAGUCUUUUAUGUCACGGAAAAGGCAUGGAACUUUUAUCCCUACACAAAAACCGAAUACACCUGUUCCUUCGUACCUAAACUGAAUAUUUUGAUUCACACAAAAUAUGAGGACAAUCAAGGCGAUACCGAAAAUAUUUUUGACCUUCCUUCGACCACCGAACAUCAAAUCGAUAAGAUUGACAUCGCCUUUGACGAGAUAAGUGCAAAGCACUACAAAGAAAGUGAAGAUCCAAAGCUCUUCAAGUCAAAAGUCACAAAUCGAGGUCCCCUAAUUGAAAUGUGGCAAACACAUGAAAAGCCGAUUAUGUGUUCGUACAAAUUAGUUCACGUUGCGUUUGAAGUUUGGGGACUUCAGACGAAGGUAGAGUCGUAUAUUCACAGUUGUAUUCGGGAAAUUCUGCUUUUGGGACAUCGACAAGCCUUCACAUGGAUCGAUGAAUGGUACAACAUGAGUUUAGAGGAUGUGAGGGAGUACGAAAGUCGAAUACAGAAAGAAACGAACGAGAAAGUUUUGACCGAAAAUGCUGCGACAGGUGAAGAGGAUGCACAAGAGGAUCCUGAAAAUGUUGCUUCGUAAAAGAUGUUUUUUUUUUAGAACAAUGAUAUUUGUAGAAGAAAAAAUAAAUAGAAUUGAGCUAGAAACGCCAUGGUUUUGUGAUUUUUC